AUGAUGGCCUCAUUCAUGAGCUAUUUUGUUGGACGGCGCGAUCCCAAGCAAUCCGCGCGAGAUGCUAUUGUGACCCUGCGGCAGCAGCUGCAGAUGAUCGAAAAGAAGGAGGAGCAUCUUCAGAAGCUCAUCAGGGAUGAGGUCAAUACAGCCAGGACGAACGCAGUGUCGAAUAAGAAUGUUGCGACGGCGGCACUCCGACGAAAGAAGAUGCAUGAAACGGAGCUCAACAAGCUCUCAGGAACACGCCUGCAGCUCGAGCUGCAAGUCAACACACUCGAGUCUGCUAACCUGAACGCAGAGACUAUGGCGGCGAUGAAGAAGGGAUCUGAUGCGCUCAAGGUCAUACACAACGGCAUGACCCCCGAGAGAGUGGAAGAUACGAUGAACGAGAUCAACGCGCAGCGUGAGGUGGCAAAUGAGAUUUCCGAUGCAAUAUCGAAUCCGUUGUACUCAGGCUUAGAGUUGGACGAGUCUGAGCUGCAAGAGGAGUUGGCCCAACUGGAACAAGAGGAUUUAGAUGCGCGGUUAAACCUCCCAGACCAUGUUCCUGUGCAUACUCCUGUAGGCCCCAGCCGGGUGGCAGAGGCACACAGUCGGACAAAAGAGCAAGACGAGGAGGCAGAGCUCAGAGAGCUCCAGGAAGCUCUGGCAAUGUAG
Heterobasidion irregulare TC 32-1 is the source of this 660-nucleotide messenger RNA. RefSeq lists its product as uncharacterized. Bases 1 to 660 code for a protein of 219 amino acids. NCBI's taxonomy places the organism in Eukaryota, Fungi, Basidiomycota, Agaricomycetes, Russulales, Bondarzewiaceae. The record is from RefSeq and is a predicted model, not a curated record. Gene Ontology annotation, biological process: late endosome to vacuole transport via multivesicular body sorting pathway; vesicle budding from membrane. The transcript is spliced from 5 exons. Gene Ontology annotation, cellular component: ESCRT III complex; cytoplasmic side of plasma membrane; multivesicular body.